Dermacentor andersoni is the source of this 1282-nucleotide messenger RNA. It is a transcript of the gene Nurf-38, whose product is annotated as Inorganic pyrophosphatase Nurf-38. Gene Ontology annotation, cellular component: cytoplasm. The record is from RefSeq and is a predicted model, not a curated record. Gene Ontology annotation, biological process: phosphate-containing compound metabolic process. Lineage: Eukaryota; Metazoa; Arthropoda; Arachnida; Ixodida; Ixodidae. Gene Ontology annotation, molecular function: inorganic diphosphate phosphatase activity; magnesium ion binding.
ACAAUUCACUUUAACGGAAUGAAUAUUUCCAACUGUAUGGUUACAUUGUCAAGAAUCACUGGUAAUGAUGUUGAUGUGCACGUUUUGCGAAAGCGUCAGACGCAUUCGUUUUCAUCUGGCUGAGUGCGUUUCGCCGGCGCUCAAAGUUGACUGAACUGCUGCUGUCUUCACACCAAACAUGUUGUGCGCGUGAACAUGCUAUUGCCAGGCUUCAUUGGAAUAACCGUGCUUUUAUUAGCGUCACAGGUGCCGCUGCUGUGGGAGCCGGCGCUGGAAAUGCUUUCACACGUGGGAACGGUCUUUACAACCGGAUUACUGCGAGGUGCCACAACCAGGUUGGGGUGCAUUUCACGAACCAUGGCUUUUUCAACUGUCGAGAGAGGUUCUCCCAACACCUUGGAUUACAGGCUGUAUUUUCGCAAGGGAGACCAAUACAUCUCCCCUUUCCAUGAUAUCCCCAUGUUUGCGGAUGAGGCCAACCGCAUUUACAACAUGGUUGUGGAAGUGCCCCGCUGGACAAAUGCGAAAAUGGAGAUAGCCACCAAGGAGCCCCUGAACCCCAUCAAGCAAGAUGUCAAGAAAGGGAAGCUACGCUAUGUUCACAACUGCUUCCCCCACCACGGUUACAUUUGGAACUAUGGUGCCAUCCCGCAGACUUGGGAGGAUCCAAGCCACACAGACAACAAGACCAACUGCAAGGGAGACAAUGAUCCCAUUGAUAUCUGCGAGAUCGGCUAUCGGGUGGCCAAGCGAGGCGAGGUAAUUCAAGUGAAGGUCCUUGGUGUCGUGGCACUCGUAGACGAAGGGGAAACUGACUGGAAGCUGCUUGCUAUUGAUGUCAAAGAUCCCCUGGCCAAGGAGCUAAAUGAUGUUGGAGAUAUUGAAAAGCACAUGCCUGGCCUUCUCAAGGCAACUACUGAAUGGUUUCGCAUCUAUAAGAUUCCCGAUGGCAAACCAGAGAACCAAUUUGCAUUUAAUGGCGAAGCUAAGAACAAGGAGUUUGCAGAGAAAAUCAUUGCAGAGACUCACGAUUUCUGGAAGGCACUGAUGAAACGUUCCGACACUUCCCCAUUGAACUGUAGCUCUACUGUCCAGACUGGAUCUCCACACCAUAUUAGUGAUGACGAAGCUUCUUCCAUAGUCAAUUCUACGCCAGAGCUUGGUCCUGAUGCUGGCAGGGAUCCUAUUGUGGACAAGUGGCACUUUGUGUGCCUCAAGUGAAUGCCAUCAAUGGAUACUUUCAAGAGACGUGCAUACAAUAAAUCUGCCUCAUAGAAACUCA